GGAAGUACGGUGACGUUCUACAACUCCUAAUAGGCAUUGGUUUACGCCUGUGGUAACGGCUUGGGGGCGUGAAUUUACAAGAGCUGUUGGCAUGUAACGGUGUUGAUAUGAAUGGGGGUAGUUUGUGUGUGUGUGUGUGUGUGUGUGGCGUGAAAUGUCACUUCUGAAUGUGCAGCUCUAAUGUACGAAGUGAUUUUAAUGUGUUAGCGAGUGUGAGCGUGCUGUAUGCUCUGUACAGAUUUACAGGGAGAGUGAAUGAUAGCUGUAUGUUUAUGUAACCCUCUUGGCUGCCUUGUUAUAAGCCUGUGUAGUGUUCUAUACAGGGACGGUCAGUACGCCCCAGUCUUAUUGGGAAGCUCUGCAGAAAAAUGAAGAAAAUCUUUGGCUUUGGAAAGAAAAAGAAACGGGACCCGUCUCCUAAUACCUCUGACGCUGGCAGUGUCCUUUCGUUGGGAUAUGAGCUGAAGGAUAAGGACCUAAGCAAACUGCACCGCGCUGCCUCCACUGGGGAUGUGAGCAAGAUAAAACAGCUGAUUAAGAAGCAAGAUACGAACCAGCUGGAUAAAGAGAACAGGACACCUUUGCAUAUUGCGUGUGCAAAUGGACACCUGGAUGCUGUUAAAUUGUUACUAGAAAGCAAAUCCAAAUUAAACCUAUGUGACAAUGACAAUCGAUCUCCCUUACUGAAGGCUAUUCAGUGUCAACAAGAAAGCUGUGCUGCAGUUUUGCUUGAACAUAACGCAGACCCCAAUCUUGUGGAUAUUAAUGGAAAUGCUGCUCUUCAUCUGGCUGCUCUUAUUCCAUCUGUGUCCAUUGCUAAGCAGCUGCUUGAACAUGGAGCUAACAUCAAUGCUACUAAUAAGGAAGGCUGUACUCCACUUAUUCUUGCCGUCACAGAAAAUAAUGACGAAAUUGUAGAGUUUCUGCUCAAAGAAGGGGCUGAUGUUAAUGCAUGUGACAGAAGUGGCAGAACAUCACUUAUGAUUUCUUCAAAUAAUGGUCAAAACAAUUUAGUGAGAAUGUUACUCCAGCAUGAGGCUGAUAUCAAUAUAAAGGAUGAAAAAGGCUGGACUGCUGAUGACUAUGGAGUUAUGAAUGGACAUCAUGCUUGCUCACAUUUGAUUAUUGAACAUGGUUCAAAGAAAAGACAGAAUAUGUCUCCAUGUUAUGGAAGCAAUAUAAACAGAGAUACUUCCAUAUUCAACACUCCAAAUAGAACUGGUGAAAUUGGUUGUAGUUUGGUCAGCCCUGCAACAAACAAAAAAGAUCAUUCUCAAGUAGAGUCUGAGAGUUGUGUCUCUGACAAGUCGGGAGAUGUUGACUCAUGGCCUUCUUCAGAUGAAGACAAUGAUGAUAUAGAUUUUUGUCCACAGAAGACUCCAAAGCCAAGCUUAACACAACUUCUGGAAAAGAAAAAACAUGAUAAUAAUAUGAAUAAUAAGAAGGAAAAUUCCAAACCACAUUCAGAUAUAGUCAAGAAAAGAAUUUUUAAAAAUAUUUCUAACCUAAGAUCCCAUGAGAAAUGUGAUGAUGCUGUGAAUGAGGACAAUAAGCAGAAGAGUACAGAGAAUGAAGUGGCUGAAAAGUUUGUGAGUGAGGGUGAAGAAAAUGAAUAUGAGGCAAUUUCUGGACAGUGUGAGGAUGAAGACUGUGAGGAGGAUUCUGAGCAGUGUGAAAAUAAAGAUUGUGAGGAGAAUUCUGAAGAGUGUGAGGAUGAAGAUUGUGAGGAGAAUUCUGAAGAGUGUAAGGAUGAAGACUGUGAGGAGGAUUCUGAAGAGUGUGAUGAUGAAGAAUGUGAGGAGGAUUUUGAAGAGGAUGAGGAUGCUUCUGAACAGUUUGAGGGUGAAGAAUUUAAGGAAAAUUCUACACAAUACAAUGGAAAAGAAUUUAAGGAAGAUUUUGAACAGUGUAGGGAUGAAGAAUGUGAUGAUAAAUCUGGAGACCAUGAAAACUGUGAAGAAGCAGACCACGAUGAUGAAUCUGUAGACCAUAACAACUGUGAAGAAGUAAACCAUGAUGAUCAAUCUGUAGACCAUGAAAACUGCAAAGAAGUCCUUCAGCAGUCUGAGAAUGAAGAUUGUGAAGAUGGUUCUGUACUGCAUGAGAAGAGAUACUGCAAAGAUGCCCUCUCACUUUAUUUAGAUGAAGACUCUGAAACACACUCUACACAAUGUGAAAAGGAGGCAUGCAAAGAUGAUCCUAGACAAUGUAAGGAAAAAGAAUGUGAAGAUGGCCUUAGACAGCAUGAGGAAAAAGAACAAGGGCACCCAAUACAUGUGGAGAAAAAUGAAAACGGAGAAAGUUCAUCUUUAAAAUAUCAGGAAUAUGAUUAUGAAAACUUUAAAGAACACACUGAUAAAAGUAACACUCUAACAGAUGAGCAUUUUGCUGCCGAAGCACCAGCAAUUCUGCAACAUUUAGCUUUAGAUAACGUCAGUGAAAAGACUGAUAAGAAAAAUGGUACAUCAACAAGCAGACAAAAUGUGAUUAAUAAACUAACAUUUUCAAAGAGGCAUCUCGAAAACAAUUGUGAUGACGAUAAGCACACUGGGCAACCAUUAAAAGAUUUCAAAGAUGUUUCAGACGGUGAUGGCAUUCCAGUUUCUUUGAUAACCGGCUUGUAUGAAAAUUCUGAUGAGAAUGUAACGUCACUAGCUGAAAAUGAAAUAACUUCAUUAACAGCCAACAGAGUCAAAACUUGUGAUAAAAGAGAUGAUUCCCAGAUUGCUUUCAGAGGAAAUCUGGCUUCUCCUAAUAUCAGUAGCUCAGCUGAUAGUAAAAUUGUGACAGGAUCCAAUCUAAAAAUAAAGGGUGAUGAAUUAAUGCAUGGGACACAGACAAAAAUAUCAAAGAUACACCAAGACUCUUCAAAUGCAGAUGAUGAAAAUAGUGACUUUGAAGAAUCUGUAGAAAGAAGUCCCAUUAAAGCCAAUGUGCCUUCUUUGAGUUUAUCUGGUGAAACAUAUUCCAAAGAAAAGCUGCAAGAUGUUGAAGGUCCUGCUGUUAGAAAAGUGGAAUUAAUGUCUGAACUGGGCUUAGAAGAAGAUGAUAUUGAAUCGCCUUGGGAUUCUGAGUCUGCUUCUGAAAGUUCCAGAAAACAAGUUGUUAGCGACUUACCGUUGCCUGCUGCCAAAACACAUAUGCAGUGUAUUUCAGAGGAAUCAAAUGAGGAAUUUUCUGAGAAAAGUGCACCUGUGGAAUCUAAACAGCCAAAGUUGCUUCACGGAGCUUUACAGAAAUCUGUUUCCUCACGCUUAUCAGUAGCAAAAGAUUGUAAGAGCACAGUAAAGUCAGAUUUAAUGGACGAUUUAGGAUUAGAUGAUGCUGAUGACAUAGAAGAUGCAUCAGACUGGGACUCUGCUAGCCUUUCGCCAAAAUAUACAAUGCCCCAUCAAAGGACUACAUGUCAAGUGCAGAACAGAAGAGACGAAAUACUGCCGAGGACUGAGGCUCCUUUACCAACGGUCAGCGCUAUUAUUCCUCCCGUCCCUUUACCAACAGAACUAAAACCUGAUGAGGAUGAUCAAUCUACAACAUCAGAAGAUGAAUUUAAUUCCACUAAUAAUGCUGUCCCAGAACUUCCAAAUUACAAAGAAGAUUCUUUGAAAGAAAUUGUGGAAAAAAAUACUGUGCAUGUGUUAAAGGAACACAGUCUAACAAAUAUGACUGUUAAAAAUCGGACAGAGAAUGCCCAGCAUCAGGCUGAAUAUGAGACUGUAAUGCAAAAAUUGGAAGACAACCAUGAGUCGACUGACUUAGAAUUGUCGUGGGAGGAGAAAUAUGAAAAGAUGUGGGUCGACAAUGAAAAAAAAGAUGUUAAAACGCAUUUCAAAACCAUAACUGCUGAGCUGAAGCAAAAAUUUGGUGAACUUUAUGAAGAAAGAAUACCAAGAACCAAUAAAACCAUGUCUAAUGCAAGUAAACCUUUCAACAACAAAUUAUUUUCAGCCAUUACAGAUUGUACAGAUUAUACACAUGCAUUACCUAACGUAGAACAAGAAAAUUGCAAUGCAGCAGGUACAGAACUCAAAUCUAAAUUGGUAUACAGUGAAACUCCUUAUUCAGUCACAGCUGGGAGUCUACCGAGUAAUAAUUUGCUGUGGGACCAGGAUAGGGAAAAGAAGUCUCGGGAAUUUAUUGUAGCUUUUGGUACUUCUGAAAAAGGUAACUUUGCAGAUUCUCUGGGUCUGCAAUCUGAGGACAAAUAUAUUGUUGCUCUUCAGGAACAGAAAUGCAGUAAUCCUAAUUUGAAAGUGGAAAAGCCUAAAGGAGAUACAUUGUCUUUAGCUCAGAAGGACAAUACUCAAAAGCUCAAAAAAGAUGAUCAUUUAUCUUUUAUACCUUCAAACCUUUCCAAAGAAACUGUGACUUUAGUGAGUAAAGUAAGUAAACUUCAAGACUCUACUGAGUGUGUGUUGGAUCAGCAGCAUGGAGAUAAACAUGUACAGGCCCAACAAACUGAACAUACAAGUUCAGGAGUGGUGGAAACCUCCAUUGUCAAUCUCAACAAAGAACUCGAGCAAGAUGUAAAAAGAUUUAAGAAUGAGGUAGGAAUUCUACAAAUGGCAUUUCUCAGUUUGGCAGAAGAGAAAGGACAACUGCAGAAAGAGGCUGAUCAGAAAGGAAACAAUCAAUAUGAAAACUCACAAACACAGUCAGAGCAAUUGAAAAAAGAUAAACAAAAUCUGUUUUCUGAAGAGUCACAAACUAUUUCUGGGCAACAUGUAGAUAUUCAUCCAAAGCUUGACUCAGUAAAAGGAAUGAAAAACAUAAUGCGUUUUGGGGACAAUAAACCAUCAAAUGAAAAGUUUGUUCUUGAUGGUAAACUAGCCUGGAAACAGAUGAAAAAUACCACGAAUGGUGAUCCACUUGAAGUAUUUGAUGAUAGUACAUUAAGUGACACCUCCCAGGAAGAAGAUGGAAGGGUUCCCGGCAAAUUUACCAGUGAAAACAAUAAGCUUGACAAUGCAGGUGAAUUGGAGGACUUUAGUCCAUCCUCAGACACAGCAACUGAAGAAUUUGGAACACCUACUUUACCUUUUAGGAAUGCAAAACUGCUUAUUGAGCAACUGAGCGCUGACAGUCAAGAUUCUGUCAACGUGUUAAAAUUUCAAAAUAUAAUUCAUGAAUAUGAAAGAACUAUACAGAGAGAGAAUGGAAGAUAUAAACUCCUAGCGAGGAAAGUAAGAAAAAUGGAAAAUGAGAAAAAAGACCUACAACAAAUCGGUGAAAAAAACAGGGAACUUAAAUCAAUGUUGGAUCACCAAAAAGUGGAAUGGGAAAGUGAUCUGAACAGUUUGAGGUUCACUCUAAAACAGGAAGAGGAAAAAAGGAAAAAUGCAGAAAUGCUUUAUGAUAAAAGCCAAGAGCAGUUGAGAAGAAAGGAGGAUCUGUGCUGCAAAGAAAUGGAGGCAAAGCAGCUGCUUGAAUUAACUAUAAGAAACUUGGAACUUGAGCUGAGGAGUAUGCAGAAUAAUGUGAAACAGGUUGAAGAAGAACGUAAUGAAGUGCAAAGAAUACUUUCCCAUGAGCACAAUGCAAGAAUUGCUCAGGAAGAUGUCCUGAAUAAAAUAAGGAAGAAAAGUGAAGAGGCAGAAAAUCAGAAAAUGUGGACAAAAACCGCUGACGGUUUUGGACAGCUUUCUAAAAUAGAUGAAAGAGAAAAAGAUCUCAACCUGCAAAAUGCCAACUUGCAAGAGGAAAUCAAUGUACUAAAAUUAGAAAUGGAUCAUGUUCAAUCUCGGAAUCAGCAGGAAGAGAUCAAAUACAUGGAUGAAAAUGAAAAUUUGAAGGAACAGAUUGCUGAUCUUAGAAGAGAUCUUAAAAUGAACGAAGAAACGUUAACACAAACUGUUAUACAAUAUAAUAGUCAACUUCAUGCACUGAAGACAGAGAAUACCAUGCUGUGCUCAAAGUUAGAGCAUGAAAAACAAGGCAAGGAUAGGCUAGAAACUGAAUUGGAGUCCAUUCGCUCACGUUUGACUUCUACUUUACAGGAAGUAGAAAAGAAUCAGACUUUAAAAAUAGAUGUUGAACGCACCUUACAGAGAGACCGAGAUGAGUGGCUGCGUUCACAAGACAAAUUAAAUUAUGAGUUGUCCAACAUUCGAGAAAACAACAACAACCUGUCCCAGCAACUUAGCAGAGCUGAGGCUAAGUCCAACGGCCUUGAGAAUGAACUCCGCCAGGCAAAUAUGUCUCUUCAAGACAAAGUUAUUCAUUCUGAAAGUGCCCAAAGAGAGCUAACACAGGCAUGUGGUAGAAUAAAGGAACUUGAACACACACUCCAACUUGAAAAAGACAAAGUAUGCAAAAGUACUGUUAAGCAAGAGUCCUUACAAGAGAAACUGGCACAGAUCCAAAGUGAUAACAUGCUGCUUCGUCAGCAAAUCGAGGAUGUAAAUAAUAAAGGUAUUAUCAAAGAUAGAACUGUAAGUGAUGUCCAGGACAAAUUUACAGAGAUUGUUGCCAAACUUCGAGCAGAUGCAGAGAGACAAGUUCAGAUUAUUGAAGAAAGGAACAAGGACUUAAUCAUUAAAUAUAAUGAGAUCAGGGAACAACUGUAUAGACUUGAAACGGAAAAAGUGGAGAGAGAGAGCACACUAAGACAAUUGCAACAAGAACUUGCUGAUGCUUUCAAGAAAUUAUCAAUGUCCGAGGCAUCUCUGGAAGUUAUAACACGUUAUCGAAAUGACAUUGAGGGGGAAAAGCAACUGCUUCAAAAAGAAGUAGAAAAGUUCAAAACUAAAGUACAAGAUUUAGAAGAGCAGUGUAUUCAGGCAGAAAGACUCCACCAUCAGUUAAAGAUUUUAUUAGAAGAUAAAGAGCGUGAAGUAUUUGCUACAUCUCAGAAAGUGCAGGAAUAUUCCUCUGCAGCCACCGGAGCUGAAAAUGCCAUUAAAGAACUGGAAGGACAUAUACAAAAACUUGAAAUUGAAAAUGCCAAAAUUGAAGCAAUUGCAAAACAACAAGCAGGACAGAUUGAUAUACUUCAGAAAGAACUACAGGAAACUCUUUCAAUACGUCAUAAAUUGGAAGAAUUAAUGACAUCUUUACAAUCCUCAAAAAUGGGUUUAGAAGAGAAGUUAAACCAUCAGGUGCAUAAGCAAACAGCAUUGUCUCAAAGUGCACAAGACUCUCAUAACUUGUGGGAAGAAGAACUAAAGUCAAGAUCACGAUUAGGAAUCCGCUUGGCAGAACUUGAACAAGAAAAGGCAGAAUUUGCAGACCAAGUUGAAAAUGAAAAAAAGAAAAUGAAAAAGUUAAUGGAACACAAGCGAUCAAUGGAGGCACGGUUUGAUCAGGAAAUGACCAGAAAUACAGACUUACAACAAGAAAUUGCUAGACUGAAGAAACUCCUGAAAACAGCAAAAAAGAAAAUAAAAGAACUUGAAUCUGGUGGCAUCCAACACAGUACUCCAGAUGGGUUCAAGAGCACACACUUUGAAAAAGAGAGUGACAUCCUGAAGUUAAACGAAAAGAUUCAUGAACUUUCUUUUCGUUUGGAAAAUGAAUCCUCAAGUUAUAAGCAGCUGGAAUCUGCAAAUCGAGAUCUACAACAGCAGUUAUCGUCUAUGAAGAUUUUUCACAAGAGUCAGGAACACCUAGAAAACGGCAAGAGGCAACUAGAAGAUGAAGUCGCUAACUUAAAGCGGCAGAUAGAGAUAAACAAGGUGGAUCAAAGUCUUAUUGAAAAGCACAAGCGGGAAAUAGAAGAAAGAGGAAGGCAAGAAUUAAGACAGAAGUUAGAAGAAGUGAAUCUGUUUCUUCAGUCACAAGCUGCUUCACAGGAGACACUGGAACAAUUAAGAGCUGCAAAUGAUGCUUCAGUAAGAAAUCAAGUGGAGCACAGAAUUCAAGAGCUAGAGUCUGAACUCCAUAAAAUAAAAAAUGUACAGCAAGAGAGCAUGCUCCAGAAAGAGUCCACUCAAACAGAACUUGAACGAUUCAAGGAGUUGUACAAUGAAGAACUGAAAAAUAGGAAUUCUCUGGCAGUAAAACUGGAAAGAGCUAAUGAAAGGCUUGCGGAUGCCAAUGCUAAGCUUCUAACCGAGCGUCAAAGAACGAAAUCAUUGAUUGCCAGCAGUAUUAUGAAUGGCAGCCUUGCCACAAGUCCUGUUGCAGAUGUCAGCCAUUUUGGAAAUCUCUCUAACAGUGGUUUCAGACUUGGUGGAAGCUUUCUUAGUUCAACAGCCAAUGGAUUAAAUACAAAUAGAGUGGAGUCCUACCUUACUAAGAUGCAGCAGGAGUUGGAAAAAAACAUCACUAAAGAACUGGACCAAGCUAACGCUGAACUAGAAACCGGGUCGUCUGCAAGAGUUUCUCCUGUAGGUUCCAUUGCAGGGUCCUUAAGAAACUUAAACGUUGAUCAAGACCCAGUCUCCAGAGCCACCCAGCAGUAUCUUGAGGUCCUUAAGAAGAAUAACAUGAUCUAAACACUAUUUAAACGUUAUGAAAUUGAAACUGCUUAAACUAAUGUGAAUAUACAAAUCUUACUUAGCUGGAAAUGUUAAUUAAAGGGGAACUAUUGUGAAAAUUGAAAUGUAUUAUAAGCUUCAUCACACUGAAACUUUCUGAAUAUAAUCAAUUAGAAAUUCUGUACCAUUUCUGACAUAAUCAAGUUGCUCUACACAAUUUGCCUCUCUUCAUGCAGGAGUUGGGAAUAUGCUUUUAAAUGACAGGUUUAAUAUAUCUUUUUUUGUGGGGGGGAGCUCUCUUUCCUAGCUAAUGUAUUAGAGCUAACUCAAGUAAUUCCAGCAAAAAUAAAAUGUAACAAAAUAACUGACUUUGGCACAAAUCCUGCAUGUGAGCACUAAUCUUGUAGAAAAAAGGUGCCCCCCCCAAACACUGCACUGGACCUAACGGUCAAUCAAAAUCAGUCUUCCGAAUCCUACAUGAGGACAAAAUGAAGAGAGACGGGUUGCUGAGGGGGUAGAGAGAGUGAAAAAUUAACUUGAUGAUUUCAGAAACAGCACAGGAUUUAGACAGUUUCAGUAUAAUGAAGUUUGAAUUAGAUUUUGGUUUUGCAAUCGUUACCUUUUAACUGUUUUGCAUAAUGCACUUGUAGAUACAAUAUUCUACAACCCGCAAAAAUCUAAGCCAUUAACAGCACACUAAAGCAGGUUGCAUGUGCAUUUUGUUUUUAUUUAAAGGGUUCAUUUACAUAAGCAACCAGCAGAGUUGCAACUGUCACACACCUUCCACUAUUCCCAGACAACACAUCUGCCUAUAGUCUUGCCACAACAGAAGCUUGUUUGAUUUUAAUACAGAGAUCCGCAGGCUUUUUGGGUGCAAACCUCAUUUUGUGGUUAAACCAAGCUAUGACUACACUGUUAAAAUGCUGCCAAUAUCCAACAAUAGAAAUGAGGAUCCUUCCCCUGUCACAUCACCCAAACUCGUACCCUGGGGAGUAGGUUUAGUAGUUUAGAAACCUAUACUCUUAAAACAACAGAACGCUACUACAUGCAGUGUUUCUGUCAGGGCCAAACGGCUCAGAUGGGUUAGGAGUUGGGACCAAAAAGGAAGUUGCAAACAAAGAGUCCAAUACAUGGGACCCAAAGGGGCAUGUUCUUAGUCCUAUCCAGGCGAAGAGAUCAGGUCAAGCAAGGUCAGGAGACAAACAAGUAGGUCACAACAAGAAAAUCAAUCAGAGAGAAAUUUUAGCAGACAUAGGAACACUCAAAAGUUAGACCUAUACUCUGGCAUUGAACCCAGGUCCUCAGCUAUUUAUUUAGAAUUUUUGAGCCAGAAGUGUUGUGAUGACCACGUGCUUGCACUCUGAUGUCAUUGCAUCGCACCACGACCCAUGUGACAGACAUGGGCGCCAGCUUUUAGGAUGUGACAUUGGAGGAGAUAGGAGCACCUUUGAGUGCUCCUGACAGUUUCUUAAUCUUAUCCUGAUGACUUUCUGCAAACAUAAAAAAACAGGCAAUUUGUUCAUAUAGCAUGGGCUGUACCAGUUGGUAAGACUGUUUGGUACACUGAAAUUAUUCUAAUAACACUACAAACAUUUACGGUACAUAUUUAGCAAGAACCUAGUAGUAUUAUUUUUAUAUUGGAUUUUUGUUCUGCAUCUAUUUAUUCGUUGUUUGUAACUAUUUAAUCAUCCGCUCAUUUAAAACCAUUUGUUGAAAAAGUGCAUGGUUUGCACCAUUUGCUGCUGUUAAUUGUAAUUCUACGUGUUCUACAUGUGCACUCUGUCUAAUAAUGUAAGAAUAUUCCAUUUGUAACAUAUCUUAAAUAAUUGUUAGCAAGGGUACUGUAUAUGAGAGUUGUGUGCUCUUCAUUCUGUAACAGUAUUUAUACUAAAGAACAGAUUUUUAGUGCCAAUAUUUUCUAGAAUGUAUUUUUAUAAACCAGUCGCAUUCACUGCAUAAAGACAGUUGCAUAACCAUAGUGGGGGUUUUGAACGUUGCAGUUGAAAUGACUCUAACUGCCACAACCAAACUGUAGCUGUAGCUUGAAAGCCUGAAGAAAGCAUCACAGCACCUGGAUUCAUAAGAAAGGAUAUUUACUCAGACAUGAUUCUAAUCAUCAAGAAAAUCUUCAGGAAAGAUUUCAACCCUUUUAGUUUUGGCACAUUCGAUUUUAGGAUUGUCACUUUGCCCUCACCUUAUAUUUUAUUACAUUAUUAAAAUAAGGAAGUAUGUUUACAAGCUAGAGGAUAAUGUCACCUGAAACAUAGGAAAUUGCCUACAUUUGCUAUUGCUUAAAACGUCAGGUUGAGUUAGCGGUAGCUUCACUGAAUUUUUGGAGGAAAAUGUAUACGGUUUAUAGAAUAUACAAUCUCCAAAAAAAAAUCAAUCGGGCAUAUGCAGUAGGCACCUUUUUGAGGUCUUCACAAUUCACAGUAGAGAAUAGGAGAGCUCAGAAAACAGGGUGGAGCUUCACAUUAGACAAGGAAGUAGCUGAGAGAGCUGCAGUUGAGCUGCUUGUGAUACAGAAUCACAGGGAGGCAGAAUGCAGGGAGAAAGGUAUGUUAUGCCAGGGUUAAUCUGAGUAAUGUUAGGGAUUGGGAAAAAAGUUUACUUAUUCUUUAAGGUCUUACAAUGGUAUCUUUUCUGAAUGACUCAAUGGUCUGUGUUGCUUUCUUACCAGUCUAGUUCUACUGUUUAAUCCACCCAUUUGCUACAUUUCAUAAGUUUGAAUUCAUGACAAAUCUGGUACACAACCAUCCUUUAUUUAUCAUUAUCUGUAUUUUAAAUAAUAGUUUCUACUAUAAACCUGUGGAGAUCCGAAAGGAUAUAUGCUCACAUUAAAUAUUUUAUUACCAAAAA
Xenopus laevis (African clawed frog) is the source of this 11276-nucleotide messenger RNA. Its product is annotated as ankyrin repeat domain-containing protein 26. The transcript is spliced from 39 exons. The record is from RefSeq and is a predicted model, not a curated record. The coding region runs from base 369 to 8435 and encodes 2688 amino acids. NCBI's taxonomy places the organism in Eukaryota, Metazoa, Chordata, Amphibia, Anura, Pipidae.